AUGUCUGAAAAAGUGGAAGCAUAUCUCGCCAAAAAUAAGAAGACUGCGAAAGCGGAUGUUGCUGACAUUUGGUUGAAGUUUGAGCAGCUUUAUGGGAGGAAACUAUGGCAUCAACUAACUCAAGAAAUUCGUGCCGCCCAAGCAAACCCUGCUUUUACUGCAUCGUUAAAUCAGAAGGAAUUCUACGAUGGAUUCAUAUCUGAGUUUGAACAUCGUAUCAACGCUUUACAACUUGUUGAAAUCGUACUACCUAUUGCCAAGUUCAUUUUUGGAAAAGAUAAGGAAGCUGCUUAUGAUUUCCUCUCAAAGAUUGAGAAAACUGUGAACAAGGACAAGAUCGCUCUUGCUCGUGUUCAUGCAGGUCAAAUCGAACUUCGACUCAACCACAAAGACUCCGGUGAUCGUCUCGUCGAUAUCAAAAAAGUACGGGAUAUGAUUGAGUCGACGCAGAAGGAAAUUGAAAGCUUUCUGGGAGUUACCGAAGCCCAUGCGCCUUUUUACAAGGUCAGUGCUAUGUAUCUAAAAGAAAUUGGUGAUUUUGCCGGAUAUUAUCGCGAAGCUCUCAGAUAUCUUGGCGUUGAAGAUAUCACUAAAAUGACUGCAGAGGAAAAACAUGUGCAGGCAGUACUGAUUGGAUUUGCUGCCCUCCUCGGCGAAAAUGUAUACAAUUUCGGUGAAUUGCUUGCUCAUCCUAUUCUCAAAGCACUUGCAGGAUCAAGUGAAAAGUGGCUUUCUGAUGUGUUACACGCCUUCAAUUGUGGUGAUCUUAAUAAGUUCUACUCGUUGGAAAAACAUUGGUCUGAAUGGGAUGACUUGAAGAGAAAGAAAGAUUUUCUUGUUGGAAAGAUCCGCCUCUUAGCCAUUAUGGAGUUGGCUCUCGCACGACCAUCGAAAGAACGGAAAAUUUCCUUUAGGGAAAUAGCCACAAAGUGCCAAGUUUCCACCAGUGAGGUCGAGCUUCUUGUUAUGAAAGCCUUGAGCAAAGAUUUGGUAAGAGGUGCUAUCGACCAAGUUAAUCAAAAUGUCCUCAUCACAUGGGUACAACCGAGAGUAUUGAAUACUAGCCAGGUAUUGCUGAUGGCGAACCGCAUUGCAGCUUGGAGCAAAGAUGUUAUCGCAAUGGAAAAUAUUGUAAGCGAAAAUGCCCGAGAAAUCCUCACUAAGUCGUAG
This is a messenger RNA of Necator americanus (New World hookworm), 1170 nucleotides long. RefSeq lists its product as uncharacterized. NCBI's taxonomy places the organism in Eukaryota, Metazoa, Nematoda, Chromadorea, Rhabditida, Ancylostomatidae. The record is from RefSeq and is a predicted model, not a curated record. Bases 1 to 1170 code for a protein of 389 amino acids. Gene Ontology annotation, cellular component: cytosol; proteasome regulatory particle, lid subcomplex; nucleus. The transcript is spliced from 13 exons. Gene Ontology annotation, molecular function: structural molecule activity. Gene Ontology annotation, biological process: ubiquitin-dependent protein catabolic process.